Molecule: messenger RNA, 1810 nt
Organism: Manihot esculenta (cassava)
Lineage: Eukaryota; Viridiplantae; Streptophyta; Magnoliopsida; Malpighiales; Euphorbiaceae
Exons: 2
Coding region: 887-1702 (271 amino acids)
Source: RefSeq, a predicted model, not a curated record
UAUAUCAUAAUACACGUCGCGUGUAAAUAAACGGUCAGAUUUUGAAAUAAUUUAAUAUUAUUUCAGAAAAUUACUAAUUUGAAAGCUCAAUUUUUUGUGUGAUUAAAGCCUAAUGGGAACAUUAUAAGAACCCCUUCUAAUAUUGAUGCUAAUAGCCUAAUACUAUUAUUAGUCAAAAAGUAGUAAAAUUACUUUUAGAAAUUGUUGCUAAACUUUAUCUAGUGUAAUCAAUGAUGCUUAAACCAUUGAUUUAUCCUUAAUCAUCAAGGUCCCAUGCCAUAGUAACCUUGUCUCCCUCAAUCAUUCUCAAUUAAUUUCUUAACUGGCAACAAGAUUUUUAAGAAAAAAGUUAAUAAAAAUAAUUUGCAAAAAAAAAAUUUCAUGCAUAUGGGCUCAUGAUACAUCAUUAUGUGAAGAUUCAUGAGCAGACACACAAUGAAAGGUCACCAAACAUGUGGUCCAGUGACACAUCAGUCAAUGAGAUAUCAUGUGUUUCUAAGAAUAAUGAUAGAAAAGGAUGAAAACAUGCAGAAUCUAAAUAAAAGGUGGCAGAAAAGUAUUGGCAAAUAAGGAGAAUUGCAGGAGCAAAUAAAGGUUACUGUGAAAUUAUAAAAUUCCACACACACCCCAAAGAAAAUUUAUAAUAGAAAAGGUUGGAAAAAGGAAGAAAAAAAUAGGAUUAAAAAGAAAGAUAAGGUGGAAUUUUAUAGUGGUUUUGAUUCUCAGAGAUGCCAUUGACACCAGAGGAUGAAAAAACCAAGCUGAAAAUGAAUCCACUUGCUGGAUUAAAGUAGAUUCUCUGUCAUCUGAUCACAAGGCCAAGAGCCCCAGAAGUUUUGUUUACCAUUUGAAAGAUCAAAUCAGCAAGCGAAGAAAGGGAAGGAAAAUGCAUACAUUCAAGAAACUCAAGCUUUUAGUUGCUGUGCUCAUCUUUCAUCUCUUGUUUGCUACUUGUCAAUCCCAACACAGUUCUACCACCUUCUGUGGCAAAAUCCCGAUUCAGAGUCCCUUUCUGAGUUCAAAUUCAACUGUUCAAUCCCCAUUAAAUCGCAUGAUGCUAUGCAGAUCUCAGAAACUUUUCUUCAGAACCUCUCUUGGUCUUUUGCCAGUUUCUUCAGUCGAUUACACAACUAAAACACUAAUCAUUUCUCAACCUUCUUGCUCUUCUUCCCAGCAUUUUGUUUCUCCUGCUCUUCUGUCUGCUGGGUUUCCUACUUCGAAGCCUAACUCACUUCUUCUCUUCAACUGCUCAAACAAAAUCCAUCCCAUGACAUCGUUUAAAGGCAACUGCAGUCGCUUGAAUGCUUGUGCACCUUCAUCUGAAACUCACCGUCUUCAAAUCCCUUAUUCAUGCCUACUUGUUCCUGAUUUUGAAAAACUUGACAAGGGUUUUCAUCCAAAAGAUUUGAAUUGUUCACAUUACAGCAGAGUGUAUAGAAGUUCUUCAAGUGAUGAUUACAGCGACGAAUAUGAAUUAGGGACAAGGAUAUCUUUCGACAUCCCUGACCAUGUGCCAGAUGUCUGCAAUGAAUGCAAAAAGCCUAAUGGAAACUGUGGAGUUGGAUUGAGAUGUAUAUGCCACCCUAAAGAUUGUAGAGAUAAGGUCAUUUCUAUGGCUGGAUCAUUCAAGUCAUUUGGUACAAAUAUGUUCUUCUCUAUACUUUCUUCCAUUGUAGUCUUGGUUUCCUUCAUGAUUUAUUGAUAUAAUAAAAUUAAAUGCUAUGCAUAUAUUAGAUCAUCCAUGUUCUUUUUUCUAAUUGCUGUUGUAUCAGAAAUCCAAUGCAACUUACAGAUGUCUGUAGCUUCACCA